GGUUCCCAGACAGCACCAUCACCACAGCCCCCGCCAACUUGCAGGUGGCAACUAUCAGGUACAGAAAUAAGGAAACCACCUGCAGUGACACGAGGUGCUUUCCCUGCUUGUCACCUCUGUUCACUGUUCUCUUCUCUUGUUCCCUGCUGCUCCUUCCUGGCCCCACGCCUGCCUGCAGGGAGAGAAAAUCCAAGAUCACGGCCUCACGCAAACUCUUGUUGAAGAGUUUGAUGCUGGCAAAAGCAAAGGAGGAGUGGGAUCAGGAGAUUGUGGACAAGCAGGCAGAGAAGGAACGAUACCUGUCGGAGAGGAUCACGCCACUGCACACCAGUGGGCUCUCCUUGAGCCAGCUUCAGGACCUGUGCAGGGAGCUGCAUGAGAAGGUUGAAAUUGUGGAUGAAGAGAGAUACGACAUCGAAGCGAAAUGCAACCACAACACUCGGGAGAUUAAAGAUCUGAAGAUCAAGGUCCUUGAUCUCAGAGGGAAGUUCAAGAGGCCUCCCCUGCGGCGGGUCCGCGUCUCCGCCGAUGCCAUGCUGAGGGCUCUGCUGGGCUCCAAGCACAAGGUAUCCAUGGAUCUGAGGGCCAACCUGAAGUCUGUCAAGAAGGAGGACACUGAGAAGGAACGCCCCGUGGAAGUGGGAGACUGGCGCAAGAACGUGGAGGCCAUGUCAGGGAUGGAGGGGAGAAAGAAGAUGUUUGAUGCUGCCAAGUCCCCCACAGGCCAGUGAGAGGAGCAUCAGGAAGAAGAGCUCCCCCCACUCCCACUGCCUCCCUGCCCCUCGCUGCCCCUCCGUGCUCUUGGUGCCCUUACCCUGAAUUCACUGCUGAGCUGAAACACACGGACAACUGUGGGAAGGAGACCUGAGCUUCCUUCCUUCAGCCCUGCCAUCCCCCCUGCUCCCCCACAGCAUCUCCCUGGUAUCACCUGCACAGGCCACGCUGUCUCCAAGGGGCCACUGGCCACUCUUCCCCUCCCACUGUCCCACCACUGUAGAGGCCCUGGCGACUGCUGCUGGUCCUCCCACUGCUGCUGGUCCUUCCAUAGCUGGUCCUUCCACUGCUGGUCCUUCCACUGCUGGUCCUUCCACAGCUGGUCCUCCCACUGCUGCUGGUCCUUCCACAGCUGGUCCUUCCACUGCUGGUCCUUCCACAGCUGGUCCUU
Apus apus (common swift) is the source of this 1165-nucleotide messenger RNA. It is a transcript of the gene TNNI1, whose product is annotated as troponin I1, slow skeletal type. The record is from RefSeq and is a predicted model, not a curated record. The coding region runs from base 231 to 731 and encodes 166 amino acids. The transcript has 7 exons. Gene Ontology annotation, cellular component: troponin complex. Gene Ontology annotation, biological process: muscle contraction. Lineage: Eukaryota; Metazoa; Chordata; Aves; Apodiformes; Apodidae.